GGUCCAGCGACUAAAAUGAUCCUACCGUGAGCCAGCCUGCAGCGCUUCCAAAAGUGGCUGACUACUACACAGGAGCGCGGCUUUCUUUGCGAUUACUCCAGUCGUGUUCCCCCCCACGCCCCCGCCCGGGCACUGCAGCAGUGCGUGCUCUGUUUUGGUUUUGUUUGCUUUUUUUUUCUUUUCCUUUUUUUCAUUUCCCCUUUCACCCUACCGGCUCUCCUCCCGUGUCCUUCUCUCCAGGAUGGCGGAAGCAGAGUUGCACAAGGAGAGGCUCCAAGCCAUAGCAGAGAAAAGGAAAAGGCAGACAGAAAUAGAAGGCAAGAGACAACAGCUUGAGGACCAAAUACUUCAGCUGCAGCAUUUCAAGUCAAAAGCUCUUCGGGAAAAAUGGCUGCUACAGGGGAUUCCUGCUGGCUCCGCAGAAGAGGAAGAAGCCAGAAGGAGGCAGUCAGAAGAGGAUGAGCUGAAGGUGAAAAAGCUGGAAGAAAACAUACACAGGCUGGAACAUGAAAUACAGAAUUUAGAAAGUGAGGAAUCCCAAAUAUCUGCCAAAGAACAAAUCAUUUUGGAGAAACUAAAAGAGACUGAGAAAUCCUUCGAAAACUUGCAAAAGAGUUUCUCACACCAGGAUGGUGAUGCAGUAAAUUACAUUUACUCCCAGAUCCCUGAACUCCCAACCCUCUAUUCACGAACAGCAGAGCCAGUUCCUGGGCGGGACGGAGCAAGCAGAGUAGCUGCUUUGUGCACCAUGGAAAUUAAUGUGGAGAAAGACAAACAGACAGGAGAGACCAAGAUUGUCUCUGCUUCACCUGUUGGCCCAGAUGAGGCCCAUCAAAGAGGAUUCAAAGUCUAUGAUGAUGGUACCAAGGUAGUCUAUGAGGUUCACUCUGGUGGCACAGUGGUAGAAAAUGGAGUACAUAAAUUAAGCUCAAAGGACGUAGAUGAACUUAUACAAAAAGCUGGACAAUCAAGUGUAAAAGGAGGGUAUGAAACAAUGACUGUGUCAGAGAGAAAUGCGGUAGCCGAUGGAAACCUUAGCCAUAUGAAGGAGCAAAUGCUCUUCAAGGAGGCAAAGCUGGAAAUGGUACACAAACCCAGCAAAGGGCAUGCUGUGAAUCUUCAGCCCCAAGACAAACCAUGUGGUGGCGAAGCCCCAGAGGCCAGCGCAGAUCAGCCAGUGACAAUGAUAUUUAUGGGCUACCAGAACAUUGAUGAUGAAGAGGAGACGAAGAAAGUGUUGGGUUAUGAUGAGACCAUCAAGGCAGAGCUGGUCCUGAUUGAUGAAGAUGAUGAAAAGUCAUUGCGGGAGAAGACCGUGACGGAUGUCUCCACCAUGGAUGGGAAUGCUGCAGAGCUGGUCUCUGGCAGGCCACUGUCAGACACGACAGAGCCCUCCUCUCCUGAGGGGAAGGAAGAGAGCCUGCCCUUGGAAGCUGCCCCAGGCGCAGGAGGAUCGGACAUGCUGCCGGGGGACCCGCCAGGACCCUGCUCCUGUGAAAGUCCCAAAGCCGAGGAGGGUUCAGGGAAAUCUUCCAGAAUCCCUGAGGAUGACAUCAGGUUGAGAAAAAACAGAGACCGUAACUGUGCCAAUUUCCUGGAGCCGGCUACUGUGCUUGCUACAAAAGAAGAGAAAAUGGAAAUUGAAGUUCCAGUUUCUGAACACAAAAGCAUCACCACAGUGGCUUCACCACAUCCCAUAGACAAUCCAACCCACUUUUUUUCCCCUGCUGCCAGCCACAAUGGACUUAAGGACAGGCAUGAAUCUCUGGAUAGUGAAGUUGCUAAAGAAAUCAGAUACCUAGAUGAAGUGCUGGAGGCAAAUUGCUGUGAUUUAGCUACAGAUAAUACCUUUAAUGGGACAUCCUUCCCUGAACCAAAUGCAGUCUCUAUUAUGGACGGCUCAGGAGCAUCUGUUAAUGUCAGUAAUGAAUCAGUACCCAGUGAAAGGGAAGAAAAUGUAGCCGACAAGCAGGCACCCUUAGUAGUUGAACCAUGUGAAGCUAGCAUAACAGAUGAGAACCUGAAAUCUAAUGGCCCUUCCUUGGGUGGACUGAAAGAAGACACUAGGGAGAGUCUGAAGGUGCCAGGAAGUCCCACUUCUUCAAACAGUUCUAGAAGGUCCUCUAAAGAUGGAGAAACAACUCUUACAACCCUUAAGAGAGAGGCUAAGUUUGAACUGCGAGCAUUCCAUGAAGACAAAAAGCCCUCAAAACUCUUUGAAGAAGAGGAAGAGAAGGAAAAAUACAGGGUCCGCAAGGUGAGACCAUCAGAGGAAAUGAUGGAGCUCGAAAAGGAAAGGAGGGAGCUCAUUAAAAGCCAGGCUGUCAAGAAAAACCCCAACAUUGCUGCCAAAUGGUGGAACCCUCCCCAAGAGAAGACCCUGGAGGAUCAGCUAGAUGAAGAGCAUCUGGAGUCUCACAAGAAGUACAAGGAGCGCAAGGAGAGACAGCAGCAGCAAAGUGCAACACCAACAUCCCCCAAACAGGUUAGCUACUCCUUUGUACCACCAGAGCCAGUCAAUAUCAAGAAAGAAGAUAUUGUCACAGAACAAAUUGAUUUUUCGGCUGCCAGAAAGCAGUUCCAGCUGAUGGAGCAUUCAGGUCCAUCUCAGGGUCAGGGUCCACCGAGGCGGUCAGGAGCACCCAAAAUGUUCUCCAUCAAACCCUUCUACAAAAGCCUCAAUUCUCCUCAUGUUGACAGGCCUCUGACCUCUGUGAUGAGACCAGUUUCAGUGUGUGGGCAACCAGGACAGCUUGAGGGUCACAACGCCACUGUUGUCAAAGCACAGAAGGCGUCUUGUACCUCAGAAGAUGAUAAAAGUGCUCAGGAUAUCCCUGCUGACCCAGCAAGAGAGUUACCAUGCAGUGAUAGCCCCAGAGCUGGACAGGCCUCAAAACUAUGGACAGAUGAUGGAGAAUUUAUGAGUGCAAGAGCAGUGUUCACAAUGGUGAAGGAUGAUGGACAGGGUGUGCUAGAGCAGUUCCCAAAGUCAGCCAGCGCCUCUUCCCCUCCAGAGGAGCUCGACUCUGGUUUGGAUGACUUGUCUGUAAGGUCUCAGGAUACCACUGUCUUGGAGACCCUUUCCAAUGACUUCAGCAUGGAUAACAUCAGCGACAGCGGUGCCUCCAAUGAAACCAUGAGCGCCCUGCAGGAAAGCUCGCUGGCUGAUUUCUCCCUGCCACAAACCCCUCAGGCUGACACACCAGCAGAGUGCAGGGGUGAAGGCAUCUCCAAGUCCUUCAGUGACCCAGGCUGUGAUUCACCUUCUUCUGUCUUGGCAGACUCCAUGCUGAUUGAUGACCAGCUGGAGUACCACGCUGGCCUGCUGGUUCAAAAUGCCAUCCAACAAGCCAUAGCUGAGCAGGCAGAUAAAACAAACUGCAAGGAAGAGGAGAACCCAGUGGAGAAGGAGAUCUCUGUCAAAGAGAAGCCAUCCACCACCAAGCCAGCUCCAGCCUCCAAGGAGCAGCAGAACCCAGUGUUCAAGCCACCUCAGGUGUCUUCACCUGUUCAAGAAAAAAGGGACACCGUACCAAAGACUUCAAAAGACAAAGACUCAAGACUCAGGGAAGGGAAGAGUUCGCAGCAGUCUCCCAUGUACUCAGCCAGCCAGCCAUUCCUUGUGGAGGAAAACAGGCAUGAAGUCAGCUAUUUCAGCAAGUAUUCAGAGGCAGCAGAGCUGAGGAGCACUGCCUCCAUCCUGGCCACGCAGGAGCCUGAAGUGACCGUGGGCCCUUUCAAGUUACGGUCAAGGAAGCAGAGGACUUUGUCGAUGAUAGAAGAAGAGAUCAGAGCUGCCCAGGAGCGAGAGGAGGAGCUGAAGAGGCAGCGGCAAGGUCUGCAGGUGGCACCGAGCCUGGUUACAAAGAGUGCACCACCCAUGCCCACCAGAACCGUGUCUUACAAAACUGCACCAGGAAAGAUAGAGAAGAUCAAGCCUCCUCCAUCCCCCACUGCAGAAGGCCCUGUCUCUCAAACUGACACACCAGAGGAACCUGCAGGAGCCCAGCGACCCAAGAACCUGAUGCAGACCCUCAUGGAGGAUUAUGAAACACACAAAACUAAGCGACGAGAGAGGAUGGAUGACAGCAGUUACACCUCUAAAUUACUGUCUAGCAAGGUUACUUCUGAGGUCCUUGAGGCAACCCGGGUGAACCGUAGGAAGAGUGCUCUGGCACUGCGUUGGGAAGCUGGCAUCUACGCCAACCGCGAGGAGGACGAAUAGCCAGGCACACUGAAAACAAAAAAAAAAAAAAAAAAAAAAAAAGAGAGAGAGAAAGGAAGAAAAAAAAAAUGCAAAACACACACACAAAAAAAUCCCACAAAACACAAAAAAACGCUAUGAAAGAAGCAGUGGUUUAGUCUGAUAUUUAUUAAAUACACGACAAACUCAAUGAUGCACAUAGACACAGAGAUGAUCCAACUCCUGGCAAUCCUAAAACAACAGGAGAAUCCCUCCUAGAACAUUCCCCCAUCUCCUUCCCUCCAUCUCCCCUCUGAAAUAAUGCAAUGAGGAGGGUGCAGGAGGUGGGAGCCCUCAAGGGGGGUACAAGGGGACCAUUAUCCCCACAGACCAGAGGGGUUUGCAGGCAUGUGGCAGAAGGCUGGCAUGGAGGAGCCUGCAGCCAGGGAUCACACUGGUGCUUCCCACUGACUGAACUGACAGCCCUGCCUUGUCCCCAGGACCACUAUCCCCCAGCAGCUCCCAUCGAACCCUCACACCGAGACCAUCGGCGUUACUUCAGCAUCCUCCUCCAGCCACAAAACACAACAAUACUGCCCUCUGUUGCUAUUUCUUUGAAGGGACUGAAGGGUUUUUGGGAUUGGGGUGUUUUUUGGAGCAGGGUUGGUUUCUGCUCCCCCUUCUAGUAAUUUAUGUGUUUAAAAGGAAAAGGAAACCCAACAGGGAGGCAAUUAUUGCAAAUGUACAAUCCAGCAGACUCAAUCAAACAGCCCUUGUGUUGCAAACACAAACCACCACAAUUUAGGAGUGGAAUAGAUGGGGAUGAGAGCUAAGCCAAAUGGAUUAACUUAGCUUUAGGAUCCUAUAUGCUUGCAAUAUCACCUGAGCUUCAGGUUCUCAGAGCAUAUUUACCUAACAAAGUUUCUAAAUAGAAAAUCUGUAUUUAGAGGAUGACAACUAUUUUUUGAUGAUGGGGAGGGACAAGAAUAGUGUAUGUGUAAAAUCUAAAAAGAUGGAUUAUUUGAAGUAGAAAGGUAGUGCGAAAGGGAUACAAAUAAAGGACAUUUAAUUUUCAAAUGAGGCAAUAAUUGAACUUAGCCAGACUCUGGCCUAGAAAGAGGUAUGAAAUAAAGAAGAAAGAUAAUUACUUCUUUAACUAUAUUUAUACAACAUAAGAAGCCUUUGAAGCAGAGUGCUUUGUGGAAGUCUUCACGUUUCCAGGCAACAAAAAAAGCUAAAGGGCAUAAUAAGUUGGAAGGAGUGAGCAAGGAAGGGCAAGGAAGGGAAGAAAACAUUUUUGCCAUUCAGCCAGUGUUUUCAGUGCUACAAGCAAACCAUAGAGCCUUUAGACAUUGCUUAGGCUUGGGAUCAGCAGUGAAGGAUUUGAGUGGAUCUGUGGAUGUGUGUGGGCAUGUGUGUGUGCCUGUGUGUGUGUGCCUGUGUGUGCAGGGGUGUGUGUGAGGCUGGCAUACGAAGGGUAUGGCAGUGCGUGUGCUGAUUAUUUUCUCUAAAGCUGUGUACCAGCUAUAGGGGUGAGUGCUAAUUUCUUUUUUUGUUGUUGUUGUUUUUCUGAAAGGGGAUAUAAAAACAAGGCACUGAGUUAAUGCAGUAUUUGUGAUAUUAAAAUUUGACCCAACAUGGUAAUUGCAUGAAUCACAAUUGCAAAGUAUUGACCAGUUUUGUAAGCUGACAAUUAGGAAAAGAAAUGUGGUAUUUAUUCUUGUGCUUUGUAUUUGUAUGUAGUAUAGAGGCUAUGGGUUUACUCUUUCUUUUCACACAAACAAAACAAUAGGAAUAUUUUACAACUGGGAACCAUAAUUUCUGGACUAGAAACCAAAAAAUUCGGGAGGUGAAAAAAAAAAAAGACAUUCAGCUUUUUAUAUAUAAUCUGCCUUUUUAGUAAACAGACAUUAUUAUUUGGACAUCUUUGUUAAAAAUAGUCAGCCAGGAUGCUGGUCCUCUCUUAAGCCUUUCUUUGGUUUCAUGACCUGCUGUGCUGUUUUACCCUGAAACAGUGAGCUGCUUUAAAUGACUACCAAUACUGUGAACAUACUUCUGGUGCUUUACUUACACAAACACAAAGCUUUCAACCAAAUUAUUCCCCACUUCCCUUCAGUUCCUCCAGCAUGUGAUUUCUGUCAAUGGACAGUAAUUUUGAGACUCAUUUUCAGAGAAUCAUAGCAAAUACUAUAUAUAUAUAUAUAUAUAUAUAUAUGUAUACCCAUUAACUCAGUUCUGUCAGUUGUCUCCCCAAAUGCUAUUGAACAGAAGACACCAAUGCCGAAUUAAGUGUUCACUGUGAUGAAGGGCAGCAAGCUUAUCUCAAAGACAGUCUCUCAUCCCUGGUGCAUGGAGAGGCACCAUGCUUGUGAGGGGAUUACACACCUACUGAAGUGGAUCCAUUGUUCAGACAUGGCAGUCAGCAGUGAUUCAGGGCUGCUAGCAGGUCCUUACCAUGAGGCUGAAGGAGAAGCAAUGCUGCCAAACCAGGAUGCUGGUGAGGCCAGAGGUCUUGCAGCUGUACCCAUGAGAUCUGCCCAUCUGUACCAAGAGGAGUCCUGGCUCCUUCCACUGCUGGGGAGAACUUAAGUGAAACUGAGAGGAAAAAAAGGGGUUUCCUGAGCAGGGGAGGUGGUCCCUAUGCUUACAGUGAGCUUGUAGUCUUGCACCAAAGGAUGCUUUUCAGAGUCCCCCCAGUAUUUUUUGCUUCAUGAAACCAGGGCAGCCCUGGGCUGCCUUCCCAGGAACCUGCAUCUUUUGUUUUCUUUAACCUGAAGGUCUGUUUUUUCCUCUUGCCUGCUCACUGGAAGCCAAUGACAUUGAUCAGCCAUCAUAAGACAUCUCUUCCUGUACUGCCACAAUCAGCCCUCAGAAGUGAAAAUUAAACUGUUUCACUAGAAAGGGGAUGUGGUGGGGAAAAGAGGGCAGACAGGAGUCCUCUGCACUAGAAGCAUUCACUUUCAUCCCCUCAACAGAAGUAUUUGCAUCAAUCAGUCCAGAAGAGCCAAAUUUUACACCUAGCAGAGUUUUUCUCUUCCAGAAAUUAUGGACACUCGUAGUCAGCAGGACACGUUCAGUGCUGUGCUAACAUGAGUGUGAUGCAGUUUACUUGCCUCUGAUAUUUCAUUUGCAUGCUACCAAGCUUAGGUGUUUAUAAGUAUAUGCCAGUAAUACAUAUCUUAUCUAUAUAUAACUAUAUCAAAUGCAACAAAAGAGCACUAUCGCAGAGUUAACUUUGUCUCCACAAAAGAAAUGCUCAGAUCCUUUCCCGUGGCAAAGACUGGUUUUAAUGAAAUUGUUUAUUGAGAAAUAGUUAAGCAUUAGCAUUUGUGAUUAUAAUCAGUUUGAGGUUACAGUGCAGGUUUUCUGAACGAUUUGUUUUAAAAGCUGCCAGUUUGGGCUUCAUCUUGCUCCGUACUGACAUUAUCUGAAGGAAAAUACAGUAGCAUUGGCGCAUUUGGCAAGCAAAAGGCGGCAUCCUUGUCAUGAUUUAUCAACCAGUUUCAACAGUACUUGGCUUUCUGUAUGUUAACCACUUAAAUGUUAUCCUGCUUUUGUUUUAUAGUGACUGUGAGGCCUACAAUGCAAGUAUAUAAUUAUUUUCUCAUUAAAACAGAAACCUGUGUUGUGUUUCUAUAAA
Messenger RNA from Calypte anna (Anna's hummingbird), 7823 nucleotides. It is a transcript of the gene PALM2AKAP2, whose product is annotated as PALM2 and AKAP2 fusion. The transcript has 12 exons. The record is from RefSeq and is a predicted model, not a curated record. Gene Ontology annotation, cellular component: membrane. Gene Ontology annotation, biological process: regulation of cell shape. Lineage: Eukaryota; Metazoa; Chordata; Aves; Apodiformes; Trochilidae. Bases 242 to 4225 code for a protein of 1327 amino acids.